AUGUUCAAUUUUCACCUCAGCUAUCAGUGGCUUCACUUCAGGCGGCCUACAGGCCCUCCCGCGCCCGUACCAGAGGGCCUCGAGCGAUUAUGGGUAGACACGCCGGAGGGCCGCCUCGAGCUCCUCUCCAACACGCCAUCCAUCGUCCAAGAGGGCAGAGGUCCCCCGAUUGUCUUCUGCCACGGUGGAAUGGGCGGCGCCUGGGUAUGGACUGAGUAUCUGCAGUAUUUCGCCGCGUGCGGAAUCCAGUGCUAUGCCGUCUCGCUGCGAGGCCACGGAGAGUCGUGGCAUCCAUCCUACCUGCAAAUGGUCUUUGCGACGCCGCGCAGCGCUCUAGCUGAAGACCUCGUCGCAGCGAUUGAGUGGGUUCAAGUUCACGAGGAGAGUGAGGUCAUCCUGGCCGGCCACUCGAGCGGUGGCGGUCUGAGCCAAGGCAUCCUCGGCGAUGGACUUGUCAAAGUCAAGGCCCUCGCAUUGCUGGGCGCUGUACCAGCUUAUGGAUCAAUGGGCGUGUACGUGAACUGGUGGAAAUUGGACCCGUGGUUCACGAUCCGUCUGAUCUUCCAUGGCUGGCACUCCAACUCACCUCUCUCCCACCCGAAGCUCACCCAGCGCGCAUUCUUCGGCGACAGAUUCCCCCUCUCGUCCGUGAUCCCCUUCCAGCGCCGCAUGAACCGCUACGAGAGCUACCUCUGGCCCUUUAGCAUGAUGCAGCCCUUUGCCAGGGCCUCGAGCAUCCUGCGCCAGAUCCGCAACGACGGCUCCAGCGGCGAAAAGGUGCUCGUCAUGGCCGGAACACAGGACAAGCUCAUGACGCCCAAGGUGACGGAGGAGACGGCCGAGUUCUAUCGUGCGGCGGCUGGCGAGAAGCGCGAGGGCGUGAGGGUGUCCUUCGUCGAUGGCGCGGGACAUCAUUUGCAGAACGACGUGCAGUGGAAGGACGGCGCGGGCAAGCUGUUCCAGUUUUAUAAGGGCAUCGAAAGUCCAAUCUCUGAUUGA
Messenger RNA from Fusarium keratoplasticum, 999 nucleotides. RefSeq names its product AB hydrolase-1 domain-containing protein. Bases 1 to 999 code for a protein of 332 amino acids. The record is from RefSeq and is a predicted model, not a curated record. Lineage: Eukaryota; Fungi; Ascomycota; Sordariomycetes; Hypocreales; Nectriaceae. The transcript has 2 exons.